AGAGCGAGAAAGGCGUGACCGGCAUUGGAAACGCGUCUAACUCCAACAGCCAUCUGCAUCAGCACCCAUCAUGGUUCAUGCAGGCGAUGUCCAGAGGCUCUUUCUUCAGGCGAUUUUCUCUCGUGGCAUCUUGUCAGAAAAUCUGGCAAAAGUGUUGUGGAAAAAAUGCGUGGAAGCGGUGAAAGCUGCCGACGAGCACGUCGAAGUCUCUUACUCUAAUACAGAAGAGGCAUGGGACGAAUUCAUUCAAGGCGUAAACGCAUCUCUAAAUGAUCUAGACUUCGAAUUCAAAAGCAUCCAAGAUGAAGUUGAUAGCAAAAGGCUUUUCGCGAUGGUCAACCGAAAAGAUGACGAACUGGCCCAAGUCGCGACAGAUUAUAAUGCGGUCGAAAUCAUGUACUUCAAGGCGAUCGUCGAACAAAUCAUGUUAGCACGAAAUGAAUCCUUUUCAGUUUCGUCUCUCGCUGCGCUUCGCGAAGUUUCAGCAGGCAAAGACAAGAUGAACUUAACCAAAUCCCAAGCAGAAGUCCUACUAGGUAGUUUUGUCGCAAAUGGCUGGCUUUUGAGAAGCAAACGCGGAAGAUAUUCUCUUUCUUCACGAUCCUUAUUAGAGCUUCUGCCAUAUAUCAAGUCCACAUAUUCCGAAGAGAUGAUUGAAUGUACGAUUUGCCAUGAGAUAUUGACCAAAGGCGUUGCUUGCAAACGUGACAAUUGCAAAGCGCGUAUGCACUACCACUGUUUCAAAGCUUAUCGAAGACGCAAAUCGGCGUGCCCUGUUUGCUCGCUAGAUUGGCCCCAAAACGUAACAGACGAUGGGCUACUUCCUGUCGGCGAAUUGGCCAUCCGUGAUGGAGACGACGGGAUACGACAGACUAGAGACACUGUCGAUAGCGACGACGACGAAGAGAUGGAAGACGAACCUUCUCAGACUGAAACAAAAUCUCGUCAGCCUCAACGUUCUCAAGCAGGAAAGAAAGGCAAGUCGAAAAAUGAUGAUAGUGAGGAAGAAGCAGAUGAGAAAGAUGAAACCGAUGAAGAAGAGGCAGAAGCUACACCACCUAGACGUCGAAGUACGAGACAAUGAGCGGGCGUGCUUUUCUGCAAGUAACGUAUGUAACUUAGGAAGCAUUCUAAUAUCAAUCGUAUGUACAAUCAGUAUCUAGUAUUUAGUGACUAUGUAGUCAGUAUAUCCGUAUGCAGUCAAGCUAAGGUUCCACCCAAGCGUCGAGUUAAUCGCGCGUAGAUGAAUGGUGGUGCACUAGUCAUGUAAGUACAAGUUGAAUUACAAACUGGAACUUGUAUCACUAGAUGGUACUGCUAUUGUGGGAGACGAAGGCACAACUC
This is a messenger RNA of Lentinula edodes (shiitake mushroom), 1344 nucleotides long. Its product is annotated as Nse1 non-SMC component of SMC5-6 complex-domain-containing protein. The transcript has 6 exons. Gene Ontology annotation, biological process: DNA damage tolerance; double-strand break repair via homologous recombination. The record is from RefSeq and is a predicted model, not a curated record. The coding region runs from base 71 to 1084 and encodes 337 amino acids. Gene Ontology annotation, cellular component: Smc5-Smc6 complex; nucleus. Gene Ontology annotation, molecular function: ubiquitin-protein transferase activity. Lineage: Eukaryota; Fungi; Basidiomycota; Agaricomycetes; Agaricales; Omphalotaceae.